Dioscorea cayenensis subsp. rotundata (Guinea yam) is the source of this 3104-nucleotide messenger RNA. RefSeq names its product ubiquitin carboxyl-terminal hydrolase 5. Gene Ontology annotation, molecular function: cysteine-type deubiquitinase activity. The record is from RefSeq and is a predicted model, not a curated record. The coding region runs from base 49 to 2916 and encodes 955 amino acids. Gene Ontology annotation, biological process: protein deubiquitination. Lineage: Eukaryota; Viridiplantae; Streptophyta; Magnoliopsida; Dioscoreales; Dioscoreaceae. The transcript is spliced from 13 exons.
GAUAGAGAGAAGGGCUUGGGAUCGUUGGAGAUCGAAGGGAGGGAAGAGAUGGAGGUGGUGGAGUGUGCGCAGCCGGAGUUGAGCCGGGAAGAGGAGAGGCUGCUGAUCAGGGACAUCACCGUCGCUGCCGAGGCCAACUCCAAGGAGGGCGACACAUUCUAUCUCAUAAAUUACAGAUGGUGGCAACAUUGGCUCGAUUAUGUUAACCAUGAUAUGACAAGCAAUGCAAACCAUGUGACGAGUUCAUAUGGUUCACAUUAUUAUGAAUCAGCAAGUAGCCCUAGGCGACCUCCACCUAUUGAUAAUUCUGAGCUAAUUUAUGAUGCUGCAUCAGAAGUAUCAAAUGUGGAAAUGGAGCUUCAUGACACUUUAGUAGAAGGCCGUGAUUAUAUAUUACUCCCAGAAGAAGUUUGGGAGAAGUUAUAUGGAUGGUAUGGUGGAGGUCCUAUGUUGCCACGAAAAGCGAUUAGUUCUGGUUUGUCUCAGACUGAUCUAGCAAUAGAAGUUUAUCCUUUACGUCUUCAGUUGCUUUUGAAUCCAAAAGGCGAACGAGCAAUGGUUAGAAUAAGCAAAAAGGAAAAAGUUAGAGAACUUCACAGGAAAGCCUGUGAAGUAUUUGAUUUGAUCAUGGAUCAAGUCUGUAUUUGGGACUACUAUGGUUGCCAGAAGCAUGCUUUGAUGGAUGACAUGGAAAAGACCCUUGAUGAUGCAAAUAUACAGAUGGAUCAGGAUAUUUUAGUAGAGAUCAUGGGAAAUGGGAAUGGUAACACAUUUGGUGGUGGUUCAAGUCCUGCGCAAGAAAAUGGAUCCAUUGAGAAGGACCCUGCUUCUGUUGUUGCUGAGCCAUGUAAGUCGAGUUUGUCAGUUGUUGAAGGUUUGUCAACGAGCAAGAAUGCCUCCAGAAGCUGCAGUUCAGAAUUCUCACAGAGCCAAAUUCUGGCUUCCCCCAGCAGUGACUUGGAUAAUGUACAAGGAACAAAUAGCAUCAAUACAAGAGGGACUUCUGUUGGUCUGACUGGGCUGCUGAAUCUCGGAAAUACCUGCUUCAUGAAUAGUGCAAUACAGUGCCUUGUCCAUACACCAGAGUUUGCUAGAUACUUCCGUGAAGAUUACCAUCAGGAAAUAAAUUGGCAAAACCCAUUGGGCAUGGUUGGUGAGCUUGCUUUAGCAUUUGGGGAGUUACUUAGGAAGCUUUGGGCUCCUGGCCGCACUCCAGUCUCUCCACGGCCAUUUAAAACAAAACUUGCUCGUUUUGCUCCUCAAUUUAGUGGAUAUAAUCAGCAUGACUCUCAGGAGCUUCUGGCAUUUUUGUUAGAUGGCCUUCAUGAGGAUCUGAAUCGUGUAAAGCAUAAACCUUACAUUAAGUCUAAAGAUGCUGAUGGUCGAUCAGAUGAAGAAGUUGCAGAUGAAUAUUGGGCAAACCACAUUGCACGAAAUGAUUCAAUUAUUGUUGACGUAUGCCAGGGCCAAUACAAGUCUACUCUGGUUUGUCCUGUGUGUGGCAAAGUCUCAGUGACUUUUGAUCCAUUUAUGUAUCUUUCAUUGCCUAUACAAUCUGCGUCUUCCCGUAACAUCACAGUUACAAUCUUCACCAGUGACGGGAGUGCACUGCCAACACCAUGCACUGUGAGCGUGCCCAAGCAGGGUAGGUGUAAGGACCUAAUCCAGGCUCUGAGCAAUGCUUGUUCUUUGAAAAGUUGGGAGAAGCUUGUACUUGCUGAGAUUCGUGGUCACAGGGUUCAUCAGUUCUUGGAUGAUCCUUUAGUCCUCCUAUCCACUAUCAAAGAUGAUGAUCAUCUAGCAGCCUACAAGCUCCCUAACUUGGCGAGGAGCACUGUUUUUCUUCAACUUGUUCAUCGUCAAGGAGAAUUGGCACCUGGCAAUUCAAACAACUCAAUGCUUUGGAAACCUUUUGGAAUACCUCUCAUGUCUUCCAUAUCACAGGAAGAAAUUACGACAAGAGGCGAUCUCAAUGACAUUGUUCAAGCAAUAGUUCAUAAAAUGCUCACUCCCAUGCAACAAAGUGAAGAUCUACAAGCCUCUGGUCUCUCAAACUCCAGUAAUUUUACAGUAACACAUACUGGUCAAGCUAUUAAUACAAGGGAAGUAUGCAAGGAUUCUUCUGAGAAUAAUGUUAAUGAUAAAGAAAGUUGUGAUGGUAAAACCACAGGCUUCAAACUCUUUCUUCAAGUGGAUGAUGAGGAUAAUGCGUGCAUUGAUUUGUCGAUAGAUGAAGAGAAAACCAUGGAGCUGCCCUUGUCAUCAUCAUUUUUACUCUUUAUCAACUGGUCACAGAAUGAUCUUGAGAGAUAUAAUACUAAAUAUAUGGAGAACCUCCCAGAAGUUUUUAAGCACACUCCUGCACCCAAGAGAUCCCGUGGUGAACCCCUCUCAUUGUAUGCAUGUCUUGAUGCUUUCUUAAGGGAAGAACCAUUGGUACCGGAAGAUAUGUGGUAUUGUCCGAGAUGCAAGGAACAAAGACAAGCAAGCAAGAAGUUGGACCUAUGGAGGCUUCCUGAAGUGCUUGUUAUCCAUUUGAAACGGUUUUCUUUCAGUCGGUCUACAAAGCAUAAACUAGAAACUUUUGUCAACUUUCCCAUUCAUGAUUUUGACUUGACAAAUUAUGUUGCCAACAAGAACAGCUCACAGCGUCAACUUUAUGAGCUUUAUGCCUUGAGCAACCAUUAUGGCAACAUGGCCAGUGGACACUAUACUGCACACAUCAAAAUGCAGCUACUAGACGAGAACAGAUGGUAUAACUUUGAUGACAGCCACAUUUCUGCUAUCAAUGAGGAUGAAGUGAAGUCAAAUGCUGCUUAUGUGCUCUUCUACCGAAGAGUAAAGGGAGAAGGUGCCGCUACAAGCAAUGGAGCUCACUCUUAUGCAACUCACAAUCCCAAUCCAAGUCGAAGAUAAACUCUCUGGGCUUCUUAGGUGCGCAGAUAUUUAGAUUCAAUCUGAUGAAAGCUUUAAGUUGUAUUGUAAUAGGAAGUUGGCAUAGGUGCUUAUUUUGAUAGACAAAACUUUUCAUGUUAUCCUGAUGUUUACCAUUGUUGACUUAAAAGCUCAAGUUUCAAUUCAAUUACCGAGUUUAAAAUGAUGAA